Gracilinanus agilis (Agile Gracile Mouse Opossum) is the source of this 2181-nucleotide messenger RNA. RefSeq names its product plakophilin 1 (gene PKP1). Gene Ontology annotation, biological process: cell-cell junction assembly; cell-cell adhesion; intermediate filament bundle assembly. The transcript has 13 exons. Gene Ontology annotation, molecular function: cadherin binding. The record is from RefSeq and is a predicted model, not a curated record. Lineage: Eukaryota; Metazoa; Chordata; Mammalia; Didelphimorphia; Didelphidae. Gene Ontology annotation, cellular component: plasma membrane; cytoplasm; adherens junction. The coding region runs from base 1 to 2181 and encodes 726 amino acids.
AUGACCCUGAACCACUCUCCUCUGAAGACCGCCCUGGCGUAUGAGUGCUUCCAGGACCAGGACAACAGCACGCUGGCUUUGCCGUCGGACCAGAAGAUGAAGACAGGCACAUCCGGCAAGCAGCGGGUACAGGAACAGGUGAUGAUGACGGUCAAGCGGCAGAAGCCCAAGUCCUCGCAGUCCUCCAACUUGUCCUACUCCAACCGAGGUUCCAUGUAUGAUGGCUUGGCUGACAAUUACAACUAUGGGACCACCUCUCGGAGUACCUAUUACUCCAGAUUCCAGGCAGGCAAUGGCUCAUGGGGAUAUCCGAUCUACAAUGGGACCCUCAAAAGAGACACAGAUAAUAGACGCUUCAGUUCCUACAGCCAGAUGGAGAACUGGAACCGUCAGUACAACCGAGGCAACUGUAACACCAUUGGCCCAGGCAGUGACAUCUGCUUCACACAGAACAUCAAGACCAGUCGGAGUGAGCCAGACCUGUACUGCGAUCCCCGGGGGACCCUGCGCAAGGGCUAUGGGGGCAAUAAAAGCCAUAAGACCACCCAGAAUCGCUACAGCUUUUAUAGUACCUGCAGUGGUCAAAAGCCUGUUAAGAAGUGCCCUGUGCGCCCACCUUCCUGCACCUCCAAACAGGAUCCUGUCUACGUCCCACCUAUCUCCUGCAAUAAGGACCUCUCCUUUGGCCACUCGAGGGCCAGCUCUAAGAUCUGCAGCGAAGACAUAGAAUGCAGUGGCUUGACUAUCCCCAAGGCUGUGCAGUUCCUGAGCUCUCAAGAUGAGAAGUAUCAGGCUAUUGGAGCCUACUACAUCCAACACACCUGUUUCCAGGAUGAAUCUGCCAAGCAGCAGGUAUACCAGUUGGGAGGAAUUUGCAAACUGGUGGAGCUUCUCCGGAGCCCCAAUCAAAAUGUCCAGCAAGCUGCAGCUGGAGCCCUCCGCAACCUGGUCUUCAGAAGCUCCACUAAUAAGCUUGAGACCAGGAGACAGAAUGGGAUCCCAGAGGCUGUGAACCUCCUGAGAAGGACUGGGAGCACUGAGAUCCAGAAGCAGCUCACUGGGCUGCUCUGGAAUCUGUCUUCCACUGAUGAACUGAAGCAAGAACUCAUUAAUGAAGCCCUUCCUGUUUUGACUGAUCGGGUUAUCAUCCCCUUCUCUGGCUGGUGUGAUGGCAAUAGCAACAUGUCUAGGGACACUGUGGACCCUGAAGUUUUCUUCAAUGCCACUGGCUGUUUGAGGAACCUGAGCUCAGCGGAUGCUGGACGCCAGACCAUGCGUAACUACCCAGGGCUGAUUGAUUCCCUCAUAGCCUAUGUCCAGAACUGUGUGGCAGCGAGUCGCUGUGAUGACAAGUCUGUGGAAAACUGCAUGUGUAUCCUGCAUAAUCUGUCUUACCGACUGGAUGCCGAGGUGCCCACCCGCUAUAGCCAUCUGGAGUAUAACCGCAAUUCCUAUACCGACAAGUCCUCCACAGGCUGCUUCAGCAACAGGAAUGAAAAGAUGAUGAAUAACAACUAUGACCUACCUUUGCCUGAGGAGGAGACCAAACCCAAGGGAAGUAACUGGCUCUACCACUCUGAUGCCAUUCGCACUUACCUGAACCUCAUGGGCAAGAGCAAGAAAGAUGCUACCCUGGAGGCUUGUGCUGGUGCCCUGCAGAACCUCACUGCUAGCAAAGGACUGAUGUCCAGUGGCAUGAGCCAGUUGAUUGGGCUGAAGGAAAAAGGUUUGCCUCACAUUGCCCGCCUUCUCCAAUCAAGCAACUCUGAUGUAGUCAGGUCUGGAGCCUCCCUCCUGAGCAACAUGUCCCGACAUCCUGUGUUGCACAGAGCGAUGGGGAACCAAAUAUUCCCAGAGAUGACCCGUCUCCUCUCCAGCCAGACGGGCAACACCAGCAACUCAGGGGACAUCAUGUCUUCUGCUUGCUACACCAUGAGGAACCUGAUGACUUCAUUGCCCCAGAUGGCAAAGCAGCACUUCACCAGCAGCAUGCUGAACAAUGUGGUCAACAUGUGCCGGAGCGGUUCGCCAAAAGCUGCAGAAGCUGCCCGACUCCUCCUCUCUGACAUGUGGUCAAACAAGGAGCUACAGGGUGUCCUCAGACAGCAAGGUUUCGAUAGGAAUAUGCUGGGAUCCUUAACUGGGACCAAUGUCCUAAGGAACUUCAGCUCUCGGUUCUAA